AGAAAAAGAGCAUUGAAAUUGUAUGUACAAUUACCAGUAUCGUGUAGAAAAAUAACUCUAAGAUAGAAAUCCAAUAACCUGACGGAGGUUAUAAAUUACUGUUGAUUUUCCGGCUAUGCUCAUUACUAAUUCUAACCAUUGCAGGUGUUUAAAAAUUCCAGUUAAAAUGGAUCAGAUAUUUUAUGAAUCGAGAUGAAAGGCUAACGUUGCAAAAAAUGUAUAUCAGUAAAAGAUACCUUUUCUAGUGUUUUGUUUUUCUUUUAGGAGACGAUUUGUCCCUGCGAAUAAAAUCGCUCGCUGAAAACAAACAAGCACUUAAAAGGCUUUUUCUUCGAGUGUUUGAAAACCAACGUCUUAGAUUAAAACACUUCUUUCAAAAAAUCUUUGAAAGGGCAAAUAAAUAUCAGUCCUCGAUUUUUGACGUGUCCAAAUUGACGUAGAUAAAUUUAUUUUUUCUACAAAGCCUGUUGCAUUCUGUACUUAUUGCUACUACAAUUUAUUAUUCGAAGGAAUAUUUAGUGUAGAAAUAAAUCGAAACAUUUUUUGUGCUUUGCGUGCAGCACCGUGCUAAAUGAAUUGAGUUAGUUCACGCAAAGCCCUUCUAGUUACCCCGCCCACCUGACUUGAGUUAAGUGAAUUUAUGCUAAUCCCUCUUAAAGUCUCCGACUUAAUUUCAUCUGCACAAUUUUUGCGUUCAACCCAGUUUCAAGUUUUAACUUCACAAAAAUACGAAGCUAUUGUUAGUACCGAACACCCAUAAUUUCAAUUCAUCAAACCUGAACUUAUCAACCCUCGACCUUAAAUUCAUUCACCUUCAAACUAUUUUAAACCAAUCAAACAGUUCAUAUCCAAUCCAGCCUUUUACUUUGUCACAAAAACACCGCUAACCUAUUUUUGUUCAUCGUGACUAUCUGAAAAUUCAUUCCAGAUUCCAACCUCCGUUUAUUGAAUUGCACACAUAAAAUUGACGUUUUCUCCGACAACUUGAUUUAUCAGAGCAAUCAUUUCUUGCUGAUCGUCGCAGGAUUAACCCUUUAAUUCAUUCCCUGCUACUACUAACAUCACCUUACGCGUGUUCUUUUAACAGUAGCCUCUCUUUUCUAAGGCAGGCUAUUUUACCCACUUGCUGGUAGAAAUAUAUCUGCAGUUACUUUCACAAGCGAAGAAGAAAAACGACACAUUCUUUGUUCUGACUACCGAAUUAAUCAGCGUAGUUGAAAUAAGAGAAGAAUGGGUUUAGAGGAAGAUAGAUCCAAGUCGUCGGCCAGUCAUAACGGGUCCGAGUCCGAAUCAGCGGCGCCAAAUCCAAACAAGGACGAGACGACUGGCGAGACAUUGGACAUUGCUGGAACUCAGUUCCCAUCUGUAGUUGAGCUCAACGUCGGAGGACAGGUGUACACGACAGCUUUGUCCACUCUAACCCGAGAGAACACUUCACUGCUGGGAAUCAUCUUCUCUGGAAAGAGCAAGACACCCCCUCUGAGAGACACGAGGGGCAGGUACUUCCUGGACAGAGACGGACAUCUGUUCCGGUUCAUCCUUGAUUACUUGCGCAACACCAAACUAGUCUUGCCAGAGGAGUUUCCUGAAAAGGACAGGCUACAGGUCGAAGCCGAUUACUACCGACUGCCUGGACUCGUUGAGAGCAUCAGACGGGCGAGGGGAGGAGGGGCGAAUAGGGAAAAGGACCAGUCCACCGGGGGUGCACAAAGUCGGGGAGGGACACAGCAACACGAGGCAAGCAAUAAGGGCGGCAAAGUUGCAGGAAACAACAGCAACCAAUCUAUGUAUGAUACGAAUCAAGGCGGUGGUGUCGGUUCGACUGGCGACAGCAGCGACGGGUUCAUCACUCUCGGAUACCGAGGCACGUUUGCGUUCGGCAGAGACGGAAUGGCCGACGUCCAAUUCCGCAAACUGAUGAGAAUAAUUGUGUGUGGCAAAGUGAGUUUGUGUCGCGAGGUGUUUAAAGAAACUCUGAAUGAGUCACGUGAUCCAGAUAGAGGACAGGGCGACAGGUACACGAGCAGAUUUUUCCUCAAACACAACUUCCUAGAACAGGCGUUCGACAUGCUACAACAGGGCGGCUUCACAAUGAGCGCUUCGUGCGCAACAGCUGCCAACGGUAUGAACCAAUCUGGAAAUCCGGAACAAGAAUCGGAGGAGAACCGAUGGUUGCAUUACAACGAGUUCAUAUUCCAGAGAUCCGGAUCCAAUUGAAGUAUUCUAUGGAACAAACAAUUUAAAACAAACAAUUUCAAUUAAAAUAUUAAUGCAGUAGAUGUGUAAAAUAAAUAAUUAAAUCCAAAUUGAUUGAAAAGUUCACUCAUUUCCAAUUCACAAUAUCCGUGUUUCAAAAAAAAACAUGAUAAUAAAGUAUUGAUAGAAACCAUUUAGGGCGGAAAACAGAGUCUACAUCUACUAUAAGAUAAAAACCAGUAUUAUAAACUUUUUCCGGCAAUACUUCCCAAGCUCCUAUAAUGAACUCGAUAGCUGUUCUUGGA
This is a messenger RNA of Symsagittifera roscoffensis, 2501 nucleotides long. RefSeq names its product BTB/POZ domain-containing protein KCTD12-like. Lineage: Eukaryota; Metazoa; Xenacoelomorpha; Acoela; Convolutidae. Gene Ontology annotation, biological process: protein homooligomerization. Gene Ontology annotation, molecular function: protein binding. The transcript is spliced from 7 exons. The record is from RefSeq and is a predicted model, not a curated record. Bases 1231 to 2217 code for a protein of 328 amino acids.